CACCUACACUCUCCUCAGAAGCUUACACUAUUUGAACGUAGUUCAGAACAAGCUUGCCGCGGCACUGACGACCGACACUAGGUCUAAACAAGCUUCUGCUGCCUAUAAGGUGCCGCCCCACGCAGCCUAGCUGGCCAACCCGGCCACUGACAAGCCAUCCCAGCGGCGCACCACCAGGCGUGUCAGCUGAUUACAGCUACACAUACACAGGCACGCCUUGAAAGCCCCUUCCCGGCGUGUCCGCAAUCAUGCACGCCGCCCCCAGCAGCCGCACGGCCGUGGCCCAUCGCCACAGCCAAACGUCCGGCAGCCCAGCCGCCUGCGGCGCCGUCGGCCGGCCGGCUGGCCCCGUGCCGCGUCGGCAUAGCGCCGCCGCCCCGGGCCCCUCGGUCGUGGCGGCGGCAGGCGGCAAGGCGUCUGGCUCAGGGGCGAAGCAGCCGGCGGCGGCGGCGGCCAAGAAGGCGACCCAGUGGGUGCCGCCCAAUGGCAUUCUGAAGAUCAACCCGGAGCUUCUAGCGACGGGCGGCCUGGAGGUGGGUCGCGAGGGCCCCCAGGCCAAGGGCUCCUUUGACGGCCACCUCCAGGGACUGUUCAUGCCGGUCAACCUGGACCACCCCGGGCUUAGGGUGCUCAACAUUGACCCGCCCGUGCUCACCGUGGACGAGUUCAUGAGCCCGGAGGAGUGCGACGCCAUCGUGGCGGCGGCAACAGCGAGCGGCCUGAUGAAGCAAUCGGGCGUCGGCGUCGGCGGAUACCAGGUCAAGGACGCGGACAACGUGCGCACCAGCAGCACCCUGGCAGCCACCACCGAGGUCCUGGCCCAGCACGCCGACCUGUCCGCGGCGCUCAACGUGAUGCUGGCGCGGGCGCGGGGGCUGCUGCAGGGGCCGCUGCCGCCCGCGGACGCCGGCGCCGCCGCCUUCGCGCGGCCUAGCACGCCCGGCCAGAUCUCCUUUGAGCUGCCGCAGGUGGCCCGGUACCAGCCAGGCCAGCACUUCCUGACGCACGAGGACGCCUUCCCGCCGCCCGUGGUUGGCGCCAAGGGCUACCAGCGCCGCGCCACACUGCUGGUGUACCUGAACGACUGCGUGGAGGGGGGUGCCACCAAGUUCGACGUGCUGGACAUUGCGGUGCAGCCGCGCAAGGGCAAGGCGCUGCUGUUCUUCCCGGCCUUCUCAAACGGCAUCAACGACAGGCGCACGCUGCACACGGCCCAGGACGCGGUGGCUGAGAAGUGGGUCACGCAGCUGUGGCUGAGCGUGGGCGUGCGUACCACGGCCGCGGCGCAGAACGGCGGGCUGCCGGCCUUCGUCACGGGCGUCAAGGGCGUGUCGGCGCCUGAGCCGCGCUCGCGGGCCGGCAAGCGGGGCGUGCCGCCGCAACGCAUCAACACCAAGAUCUGAUGCGGCUAACAAAGGGCUGUGGGGGCGCGCUGUUGUGUGUCGGGCUGCUUUGGCACGCGUGUUUGAGCAAUGGGGAUGGGGAAGCAGCGUUGGAGUGGGGCGAGCAGGUGUCGGGUGGUAAGGGUGGCUUUUCCUUGUCGCCCAGGGCCACCCCUUUUUCAAUUUCAAGUGACGGCUUUGCAUUCGCGAUGUGUGUGCGCGCGUGGUGGAGAGGACUAAGGACUUGAAUGGGGAGGUGCCAGCCGAAACAGGCGGCACAGCAGCGGGGGUUCCGUUGGUCAAGCAAGGAACGCAGGAAUGGAUGGCAGGAUGGCAGCACCUAAGUUUUACGGCAUGGAGCGCGUCGUAAUUAAAGUCAGAAUUCAGGUAAUCGGGUUUGGAGCGAAAUGUACAUCCGUGGCACUGGAUGCUACGGAGGCCUCGGUUGGGGCCGGGAUAAUGCGAAGUCAGGCGACCGAGAGCGAGCCUUCGCUCAUGGUUUUACUGCAACUUGCGGCUUUCGGGCCAG
Messenger RNA from Chlamydomonas reinhardtii, 1911 nucleotides. RefSeq lists its product as uncharacterized. The record is from RefSeq and is a predicted model, not a curated record. The coding region runs from base 249 to 1403 and encodes 384 amino acids. NCBI's taxonomy places the organism in Eukaryota, Viridiplantae, Chlorophyta, Chlorophyceae, Chlamydomonadales, Chlamydomonadaceae. Gene Ontology annotation, biological process: peptidyl-proline hydroxylation to 4-hydroxy-L-proline. Gene Ontology annotation, cellular component: endoplasmic reticulum. The transcript is spliced from 11 exons. Gene Ontology annotation, molecular function: procollagen-proline 4-dioxygenase activity; L-ascorbic acid binding; iron ion binding.